AAUUUAAUCGUACCUUUUUAGUAGACAUUAACAAUAAUAAAUGCGAUCAUUUACGAUGCAAUAGAAGUUGAUUUUUGACGUCGAAAACUAUGUCAUGCUGUUGCCAUCAAGACACUAACAACAAACAUAUGUCUCGCGAGUCUCGCCAAAUGAUCCAAACCGAGAAGAAGAUAGCCGAGAAGUUAAUUAUCCUAAAUGAUAGGGGAGUCGGCAUGCUAACGAGAAUAUACAACAUAAAGAAAGCAUGCGGAGACGCGAAAUCGAAACCGGGCUUUCUCUCCGACAAAAAUUUGGAAUCCUCGAUCAAGAACAUCGUGAGGAGGUUCCCGAACAUCGACACCAAAAGCCUCACGCCGAUUCACAACCUAAAAAACGACAUAAUUAAAUCGCUGUCGUUGUAUUAUUACACUUUUGUCGAUUUGUUAGACUUCAAAGACCACGUUUGUGAUCUUCUAACCAGCUUAGAUAUGUACCAAGUAGACUUGGAUAUUUCCAUGAAUUUCGAACUUACGAAAAAUUACCUGGAUUUAGUAACAACAUACGUUUCUCUGAUGGUGUUACUUUCAAAAGUCGAAGACCGUAAAGCAGUCCUCGGUUUAUUCAACGCCGCUUACGAAAUCGUGCACGGGCAACAGGAUCAAAACUUCCCCAGAUUGGGAACCAUGAUCACAGACUACGACAUUCCAUUUAAGAAGUUAUCAGAGGAAUUUGUACCUCACGCAAGGCUACUAGCAGAAGCGAUUCAAUCUCUAUAUCCGGUGUACAUUCCGAGGAACGUGUCUGCGGAUAAAUGGCGUUCCGAACAGAAACUAACUAUAGUCGGAAAUCCUUCGAUGUUACUGAAACCCCUCCUCUCCGAAAGAAUGUCCUGUGAAUAUCUAUCGCUGGAUAUAAUGGAGAGGUGGAUAAUUUUCGGCCUGCUGCUGAUCCAUAACGUGCUGUUGCAAAACGAUAAUUUCAACAAGCUUUUCCUGAACGCCUUGGAGUGCUCUUGGGUCAUUCCCUUAUUCAGGGACGAAGUGAUUUACAUUCACCAGUACAUCACGACCUUUUUCGAUGGUUUAAAAGGAUACUCGAAGAGGAUUUCAGAAGUAAAAGACACCUACAAUCACGCCAUCCAGAAAGCCGGUUACAAUCACCGCGAACGCCGGAAAUUCCUGAGGACUGCUCUCAAAGAAUUAGGUUUAAUUUUCAUGGACCAGCCGGGCCUGUUAGGUCCCAAGGCUCUGAUGGUAUUUAUGGGAUUGUGUUACGGAAGAGACGAAGUACUGUGGCUGCUGAGGCACAACGACAAUCCUCCCAUACAUAAAACUAAAGGAAAAUCUACCGAAGAUUUGGUCGAUAGGCAUUUACCCGAGUUGUUGUUCCACAUGGAGGAUUUGAGAGUGCUGGUGAGGAAAUACAGCCAGGUUAUGCAAAGGUAUUACGUUCAAUACCUGUCUCAUUGGGACGCUAUUACGUUGAAGGAAAUCAUGCAAAAAUUGCAGACUUACCCGGAAGAUGAGGUGACGAUUUUGUCGUCGUUGUGUAACACGAUAUCGAGCGUGUCAAUUAAGCAAGUCGAAGAGAACGAACCGUUCAAUUUCUUCGCGUUUAGACUCGACUGGUUCAGACUACAAGCGUUCACUUCUACAGCGAAAUCUCCAUUGAGGCUGAAAGAUCACAGACUUUUAGCGCAACUGCUCGAUUCCAUUCAAUUCCACACUAAAAUGGUCGAUAAUUUGGACGAGAUGUUGAGAGAAACGUCGGACAUGUCGAUAUUUUGCUUCUACAACAGAAUAUUCGAAGAUCAGUUUCACAUGUGCUUGGAGUUUCCCGCGCAAAACAGGUACAUCGUCGCGUUUCCUUCCAUAUGCAGUCACUUUCAACAUUGCACCCACGAGCUCUGCCCCGAAGAGAGGCAUCACAUCCGAGAGAGGAGUUUGUCAGUGGUGAAUAUGUUCCUCGACGAGAUGGCGAAGGAGGCGAAAAAUAUAAUUACGGCCAUUUGCGACGCGCAAUGCAAGAUGAGCGAUAAACUACUACCCAAAAACUGCGCCCAUCUGAUAUCCCAGCAAAUCAACAGAAAGAAGAAGGAAAAGAACAAGAAGAACGUGGUGGAAAUCGAAAAACCCGGUAAGGAAAGCUACAGGAAGACGCGCGAGAAUUUAACGACCAUGGACAAGCUGCACAUGGCUCUGACCGAACUCUGUUACGCCAUCAACUAUUUCUCGAACAUCAACGUGUGGGAAUACACCUUCGCGCCUAGGGAAUACCUACACCAGCACCUGGAGAAUCGAUUUUCCAAAGCACUAGUCGGCAUGGUGAUGUACUCGCCGGAGACCAACGAAAUCGCCAAACCAUCGGAAUUAUUAGUCUGCGUGAGAUCGUACAUGAACGUCCUGCAAACGGUAGAAAAUUACGUUCACAUCGACAUAACGCGAGUGUUCAACAACUGCUUGUUGCAACAAACCCAACCGAUGGACAGUCACGGAGACAAAACCAUCGCUUCGAUCUACACCCAAUGGUAUUCGGAGGUACUACUGAGAAGAGUCAGCGCCGGUAACAUCAUCUUCUCGAUGAACCAGCGUUCGUUCGUCAGCCUAACGGUCGAAGGUUCGAUUCCCAACCCGGAGGAAUACUCCGACGUGAACGAACUGAGAGCCCUGGCCGAACUGAUAGGCCCCUACGGAAUGAAGCAAUUGAGCGAGACUCUGAUGUGGCACAUCGCCAGCCAAGUGGUCGAAUUGAAGAAGCUGGCCGAGGUCAACAAGGACGUGCUGCUGGCGUUGCGCACGAACUUCGACAAGCCCGAGGUGAUGAAGGAGCAGUUCAAGAAGCUCACCAACGUGGAGAACGUGCUGCAGAGGAUGACGAUCGUCGGCGUGAUAUUGAGCUUCAGGCAGCUGAGCCAGUCGUGCUUGGCCGACGUGCUGGAGAAGAGGAUCCCGUUUUUGAUCAGCUCGAUUCUCGAUUUCAAGCACCACCUGCCCAGCGGGGAUCCGAUGAAGAUCGUCAGCGAGAUGACCUGCGCCGCGGGAUUGCCCUGCAAAGUCGAUCCGUCUUUAAUAUCGGCUUUGAAGUUGCAGAAACAAGAGGCCGAAGGCGAUAACGAGCAUCUUUUGGUGUGUCUUUUGAUGGUGUUCGUGGCGGUUUCGAUACCGAAAUUGGCCAAGUCCGAUCAGUCGUUUUACAGGGCUUCGUUGGAAGGGCAUACGAAUAAUAUUCAUUGCAUGUCGUUGGCGGUUAAUCACAUUUUCGGGGCUCUGUUUACGAUUUGCGGGCAAGGAGAUAUCGAAGAUCGCAUGAAGGAGUUCCUGGCGUUGGCUUCUUCGAGUUUGUUGAGAUUGGGACAGGAGGCUGAUAAAGAGGCGAUUAAAAAUCGCGAGUCGAUUUAUCUGUUGUUGGAUCAGAUCGUUCAGGAAUCGCCGUUUCUUACGAUGGAUUUGUUGGAAUCUUGUUUCCCGUAUGCCCUUAUUAGAAACGCUUAUCACGACGUUUAUAAAUUAGAGCAUAAUAUGUAAUCUUGUACUUGUAGGAAUUUAUAUUUUACAAAAGCACAUUUGUAAUUUGUACAUAUAGAUUUAAGAACAUUUUUAUAUAAACAUGUUAUAAUUAGGUAUAGACAAUUUGUAGGUUUGAUAAUGUUUAUUCAUUUAUAUUAAAACAUAACUUAUUCGAUUUUAAUUUGUUCAUUUAUAUAACGAUACUACUACAAUCUUUAUUAAAAAAACUAGUUACAAUUUUAUAAAUAUAUUUAUUACAAAAAAUUAUAGAUACAUUUACGGGUACAAAAAAGAUUAUUUUACCAAAGACAAAAUCAGCCUUUCAUUCAAAGGAAGCCGGAACGCUAAAUAAAAAUUAACUAUAAUGUAUACAUAAAGAAUUAAAAAAACGGAUUUGUUCGCAAGAAAUAUAAAUAUUUUAGGGUUCAAUUAUAUGCUUAAUUAUCUCUGACUAGAGUCCUUAAAAAUUCCCUAUUUAAAACGUAACAGCUAAUGGUCCUAGCGCACAAUCAUUUUUGGUUCAAUCCCAAUGCAAAAACCAUAUAAAUGAACUAUUAACUGUCGACACAAACGGUUAAAAAUUGUAUAAAAAAACGGUAAAGUAUAGUAUAGACGCGACACAGUCUUAAAUAAAAGUAGGAAUAUAUUGAAGAAGGUAAAUGAGUAUUGUAAA
Molecule: messenger RNA, 4158 nt
Organism: Phyllotreta striolata
Lineage: Eukaryota; Metazoa; Arthropoda; Insecta; Coleoptera; Chrysomelidae
Source: the annotation of a GenBank genome assembly